AUGGCUGACACCAUCACCAUCACCAUCAAGAACAGGUCUACGGCUGAGCUGGCCUUUUUGCUCUUCCAAACCCUUACUACUCCGAGCGGUAUUUAUCGUGAAGAAGUCUUUACCCAUCGAUCCUCUGCUAUUGGUGGUAACGCUAAUGACCAGGUCACAUUCCAAAUUUCAAAGGAGUAUUUCGGCGUACAUGGUACCAACAUGGCAAGCCCAAACGAGAGGGUUAAAAUAUGCACUACAGGCUAUUCCAAGGCUACGCUUCAGUCGACUUCCUCAAGUGGUGCUGUGAAUGGUUCUACCUUUUACCUCAGUACUUUGAAUAGAGAUGGGGUCUUCCCAAUAUUCAAACAUACGGCUCAGACGACUACUGCUAAACAAGCCUUCACAAUCCGGACAGAUGAAGCCUUCGGUUACAUGAACAAGGAUAGCAUAUAUCUGGGAGUUGGCGCCACAGAUCCAAAGACUGGGAGGGUGAUUCCGAUUCAAACAAACAAGGCGGAACCAAAUUUCACUACUGUAUUUUAUCCUCAGCCCAGAUACUAUAUCUGCUAUGGUAAUUUUGAGCCAGGGUCGGUUGUAAAGAAGUUCGAGAUGGGCAGGGUACUCUGUUUGGAUUUCACAGGGACUUCACUGAAGGAUGUAGCCUUCACACUUGAUGAGCACUAUGAAUACCAGAUUGACCCUGCCAUGGUGGAAUCCAGCUUUUUAUGGAAGUCAGAAAUAUUUGAAAGUUGA
Molecule: messenger RNA, 735 nt
Organism: Fusarium graminearum PH-1
Lineage: Eukaryota; Fungi; Ascomycota; Sordariomycetes; Hypocreales; Nectriaceae
Exons: 3
Coding region: 1-735 (244 amino acids)
Source: RefSeq, a predicted model, not a curated record